Anolis carolinensis (green anole) is the source of this 2612-nucleotide messenger RNA. Its product is annotated as F-box only protein 44. Bases 203 to 1477 code for a protein of 424 amino acids. The transcript has 7 exons. Gene Ontology annotation, cellular component: cytoplasm; SCF ubiquitin ligase complex. NCBI's taxonomy places the organism in Eukaryota, Metazoa, Chordata, Lepidosauria, Squamata, Anolidae. Gene Ontology annotation, molecular function: ubiquitin protein ligase activity; protein binding. Gene Ontology annotation, biological process: SCF-dependent proteasomal ubiquitin-dependent protein catabolic process; glycoprotein catabolic process. The record is from RefSeq and is a predicted model, not a curated record.
CAUGAUGCACACCUUCAAGGCUGGGCCUUGAGCCAGGACACAAAUCUGCUUCCUCGUUUACACAGCAUGAGCCACUCCUCCUGCUCUGGGACCGUUUCCUCGUUCCCGAAACAAGAGGAAGAAGUUUGGAGUCGAAAGAGUUCUCAAUGUCUUGCUUGCCUUGACUCUCCAUUCCAUCGUCCUGGCCCUUCAUCUGAACCCCAUGUCUUCCUUUGGAGUGGCCCACUUACCCAGUUGGAUGCGAUCCCUUCUGUGGAAGAAAGCAACCAUCAAAAACCUCCCAGAGGAGCUCCUCCUCGACAUCCUCUCUCUGGUCCCGAAGAAGGACUUGGUCCUCAGCUGCUGCCGGGUUUGCUCUCACUGGAGGGAUCUGGUGGACCUCCCUAUGAUUUGGAAGCGCAAGUGCCGGCGGAUGGGCUUCUGCCUGGAGGAGUCGGAUAGUGACCUCCCAGACUGGAGGUCCUUCUACUUCCAACAGAGCCAGAGGAACCUGGUCAAGAAACCCUGCAGAGAAGGUGGGUCCUUUUGGUCUGCAUUUGAGAAUCAACAGGGAUGGAAACUCUUCUUUUUUAUUUGGGACCUUUUGAUAGAUUUCUUUGAUUUCUGGGAAUUGACGAACCAGCCUCAUUGGGAUGUCUCCAGAGACCUGUCAGGUGAGUCGGGAGGAUGCGUCCAGUUCUCUGAAGCGUGUCCGAAGAUUCCCUGUCCGCCGCAGGAGGUCCAGAGAUGCUUUGUUUUUAGCAGUACGGGUUGGCGUCAGUGCGGGAUGAAGCGGCAGCGGAUUACUUUGCGGGAGGAAGGCUACUCAGACCAGCUGAUGGACGAAUCCAGGCCCAAAAUAAUCAUGAAAGACUGGCACUAUUACACCUGGAAUUGUCCGAGUAGCCAACUCCAUGUGAAGCUGCUGUCGGCUGGAUUGGAGGUCCUCCAAGAAUGCACCCUACCAAAGAAUUAUAAUGGUGAUUGGUGGAAUGAGGUUUCACACACUUUUGAGAGCUACCCUCCCGGCGUCCAUCACAUCAAUGUGAAGCAUAUCGUGCAACGGAGUGAUUUAGUCAAAAUCACCGGCACCAGCGUGUCAACGCUGAAGAAACAAGCGGAAGGAGCCGCCACCACUGAUGGACUGGGUGCUUUGCGGAUUCCUUGGGCCAGACACCCUUUCUUUCCCUCGACUUUCCAAAGCAAAGUCCAAGUUCUUUACGGCGGGACAGAUUUGUUCAACUACAAGGUCCGGAAGACCUUCAACAACGACAUGUUGCUGGCCUUCAGCAGCAGCAGUUGCAUCGCUGUCCUGGCCUAUAUCCUCGCUUCUUGCUCCGUCUUCCUCUCGUUCUUUGAGAUUCCUAGUAUCGGACUCAGCUGCCUGGUGGCCCUUUUCCUCUACCAUGUGGUCUUUGGGAUCCAAUAUUUGGGAAUCCUGAACGGAGUGGCGGUUUUUGUGAUUGUCGGGAUCGGUAAGUUGAGUUACCCUUCCUAGUAAUCACCCAGCAAAUCUUUCGGGGAUUGUGGGUGCUGAAGUACAGUUUCUUUGCUCUAAGAUAUAGAUUCAAGGUCCUGGGAGACAUAGAGCUCUAGGAUUUAGAUCCAAGUCCCUGGGAGACAUAGUGCUCUAGGAUAUAGAUGUUAUCGAGACCGCAAUUAGCCCAGAUCUGCCCUGUGAGGGAGAUCCGACCGCUCCGAGGAGGAGGGAACGAGCCUUGGCGAGCCGUCAGGGAGGCAGAAAAUAACCCGGAAUAUAAAUUUACCUGAGAUCGAAAGGAAAAGACUCUGCCAAGUUGAAGGAAAAAACUGCCAAAGUGUUUAUUUAGCGAUUCAGCUGAACGGACAUCGAGCAGCGAUAGAUCGACAUGCAAGAUGUAACGAUACAUUGGAAAUAAAGCCAUUUUAUACAUUUUACAAGUUUGAAUAUUUGAACUUCCCUCCCCGUCCCUCUGCUCAUCUGGCUGCUGAUAGGUCGAGGGUGUCACACUAGGCGGGAGCUAGGCUUCCCGCUCUGCAUCCUGGCCAAUGAGGGACAACCUUCGCCUCUGCCAGGGCCAAUCGGGUUGGGGAAGGCGGGAGUCAACUAGACAAUGGGUUCUGGUGAAUGAAUCAUUGGGGUUAUCUUAUGCAAAAGCGACCACCUGAGGCUAGCGCCUUCCAAGAUAAUCUUAAGAUUAUUGCUGUUUUUGAAUAGGGUCAUUUGGGUUGUCCGGGGUCCUUUACGCACGUACACUGUUCAUGAAUACCUUGAGGUAUGGCGGAGAUGUCAGUUUAUAUUGACACUAUGGGAGUACGGAGACAGGACCAGUGGGGAGUCUUCCUUUUGGCUCCCCAGGGGUCCAGGAUGGGAUUGUGGUCAACAUUACCAUAUGAAAUCUUAUCACCCGUGGGGCUGCUCCGAUUUAGGGGUCAAUCUCUGGCUAUGGGCCAUGCAGUUGCAAAAUAGAUUAAAUCUUUUUGGUGACAGUUUACCUUCUUAUAUGUGUGAAGCCCAGAAUUUUAGGGUGAGGGAAUGCAGGAAUUUCCAGGGGUUAGCUAGAGUUCAGACUUGAUUAAUUGAUUAAAAUAUACUAGGGGAUAUAGAAAAUCAUAUCUUAUCAAUUUCCACCCAAAAUUGCCGAAAAAUAUAC